Molecule: messenger RNA, 11096 nt
Organism: Chionomys nivalis (European snow vole)
Lineage: Eukaryota; Metazoa; Chordata; Mammalia; Rodentia; Cricetidae
Gene: Scn8a
Product: sodium voltage-gated channel alpha subunit 8
Exons: 27
Coding region: 191-6127 (1978 amino acids)
Biological process (GO): neuronal action potential; sodium ion transmembrane transport; membrane depolarization during action potential
Cellular component (GO): axon; voltage-gated sodium channel complex; plasma membrane
Molecular function (GO): voltage-gated sodium channel activity; protein binding
Source: RefSeq, a predicted model, not a curated record
GGGCGCGGGGAGCGCUCCAAGAUGGCGCCCACCGCAGUCCCGCCCGCCGCAGCCUCGGCGCCUCUGCAGUCCGGCCGCGCCUCCCGGGCCCCGCGCUAGGGCCGCCGCCGCCUCGCCCGCAGCCGCCGCCGCCGCCAGCUGGCCUGUCCUGGACUCAGCAUAACUAACGAAGCUGCUGCAGGAUGAGAAGAUGGCAGCGCGGCUGCUCGCACCACCAGGCCCUGACAGUUUCAAGCCUUUCACCCCCGAGUCGCUGGCAAACAUCGAGAGGCGCAUUGCUGAAAGCAAGCUCAAGAAGCCCCCAAAGGCGGAUGGCAGUCAUCGGGAAGAUGACGAAGAUAGCAAGCCCAAGCCCAACAGCGACUUGGAAGCAGGGAAGAGUUUGCCUUUCAUCUAUGGGGACAUCCCCCAAGGCCUGGUUGCGGUUCCCCUGGAGGACUUUGACCCAUACUAUUUGACGCAGAAAACCUUUGUAGUAUUAAACAGAGGGAAAACUCUCUUCAGAUUUAGUGCCACGCCUGCCUUGUACAUUUUAAGCCCUUUUAACCUGAUAAGAAGAAUAGCUAUUAAAAUUUUGAUACAUUCAGUCUUCAGCAUGAUCAUCAUGUGCACUAUCCUGACCAACUGUGUGUUCAUGACCUUUAGUAACCCACCUGAGUGGUCCAAGAAUGUGGAGUACACAUUCACAGGGAUCUACACAUUCGAGUCACUAGUGAAAAUCAUCGCAAGAGGUUUCUGCAUAGACGGCUUCACCUUCUUACGAGACCCCUGGAACUGGUUAGACUUCAGUGUCAUCAUGAUGGCAUAUGUGACAGAGUUUGUGGACCUGGGCAAUGUCUCAGCGCUGAGAACAUUCAGAGUUCUCCGAGCUUUGAAAACUAUCUCUGUCAUUCCAGGCCUGAAGACAAUUGUAGGCGCCCUCAUUCAGUCUGUGAAGAAGCUGUCUGAUGUGAUGAUCUUGACCGUGUUCUGCUUGAGUGUUUUCGCCCUGAUUGGCCUGCAGCUGUUCAUGGGGAAUCUUCGAAACAAGUGUGUGGUGUGGCCCAUAAACUUUAACGAGAGCUAUCUUGAAAAUGGCACCAGAGGCUUUGACUGGGAAGAAUACAUCAACAAUAAAACAAACUUUUACACGGUUCCUGGCAUGCUGGAACCCUUGCUCUGUGGGAACAGUUCCGAUGCUGGGCAAUGCCCAGAGGGAUACCAGUGUAUGAAAGCAGGAAGGAACCCCAACUAUGGCUACACAAGCUUCGACACUUUCAGCUGGGCCUUCUUGGCAUUAUUUCGCCUUAUGACCCAGGACUACUGGGAGAACUUGUAUCAGUUGACCUUACGAGCGGCUGGGAAAACAUACAUGAUUUUCUUUGUCUUGGUCAUCUUUGUGGGUUCUUUCUACUUGGUGAACUUAAUCUUGGCUGUGGUGGCCAUGGCUUACGAAGAGCAGAACCAGGCAACGUUGGAAGAGGCCGAGCAAAAAGAAGCUGAGUUCAAAGCAAUGCUGGAGCAGCUCAAGAAGCAGCAGGAAGAAGCCCAGGCUGCUGCGAUGGCCACUUCAGCAGGCACUGUCUCAGAAGAUGCUAUUGAAGAAGAAGGUGAAGAUGGGGUUGGCUCUCCCCGGAGCUCAUCUGAACUUUCUAAACUCAGCUCAAAGAGUGCCAAGGAGCGGAGGAACAGACGGAAGAAGAGGAAGCAGAAGGAGCUCUCUGAGGGGGAAGAGAAAGGAGACCCUGAGAAGGUGUUUAAGUCAGAGUCGGAAGAUGGUAUGAGAAGGAAGGGCUUCAGGCUGCCAGACAACAGGAUAGGGAGGAAGUUUUCCAUCAUGAAUCAGUCGCUGCUGAGCAUCCCAGGCUCACCCUUCCUCUCCCGCCACAACAGCAAAAGCAGCAUCUUCAGCUUCCGGGGCCCCGGGAGGUUCCGAGACCCUGGCUCAGAGAACGAGUUCGCAGACGAUGAGCACAGCACGGUGGAGGAGAGCGAGGGCCGGCGCGACUCGCUCUUCAUCCCGAUCCGGGCCCGCGAGCGCCGCAGCAGCUACAGCGGCUACAGCGGCUACAGCCAGUGCAGCCGUUCCUCACGCAUCUUCCCCAGCCUGCGGCGCAGCGUGAAGCGCAACAGCACCGUGGACUGCAAUGGCGUGGUGUCGCUCAUCGGGCCAGGCUCCCACAUCGGGCGGCUCCUGCCUGAGGCAACAACUGAGGUGGAAAUCAAGAAGAAAGGCCCUGGGUCUCUCUUAGUCUCCAUGGACCAGCUUACCUCCUAUGGACGGAAGGACAGAAUCAAUAGCAUAAUGAGUGUCGUCACAAAUACGCUAGUGGAAGAGCUGGAAGAGUCUCAGAGGAAAUGCCCACCAUGCUGGUAUAAGUUUGCCAACACUUUCCUCAUCUGGGAGUGUCACCCCUACUGGAUAAAACUGAAAGAGAUUGUGAACUUGAUCGUCAUGGACCCCUUUGUAGACUUAGCCAUCACCAUCUGCAUUGUUCUGAAUACACUGUUUAUGGCAAUGGAACAUCAUCCCAUGACACCACAAUUCGAGCACGUCUUGGCCGUAGGAAAUCUGGUGUUCACUGGGAUCUUCACGGCAGAGAUGUUCCUGAAGCUCAUAGCCAUGGAUCCCUACUACUAUUUCCAAGAAGGCUGGAACAUCUUUGACGGAUUUAUUGUGUCCCUCAGUUUGAUGGAGCUGGGUCUCGCGGAUGUGGAGGGGCUGUCAGUGCUGCGCUCCUUCCGAUUGCUCCGAGUCUUCAAAUUGGCCAAGUCCUGGCCCACCCUGAACAUGUUGAUCAAGAUCAUUGGGAACUCCGUUGGUGCCCUGGGCAACCUGACCUUGGUGCUAGCCAUCAUUGUGUUCAUCUUCGCUGUGGUGGGGAUGCAGCUCUUUGGGAAGAGCUACAAGGAGUGCGUGUGCAAGAUCAACCAGGACUGCGAACUGCCACGCUGGCACAUGAAUGACUUCUUCCACUCCUUCCUCAUCGUCUUUCGCGUGCUGUGCGGGGAGUGGAUCGAGACCAUGUGGGAUUGCAUGGAGGUGGCCGGCCAGGCCAUGUGCCUCAUUGUCUUUAUGAUGGUCAUGGUCAUCGGCAACUUGGUGGUGCUGAACCUAUUUCUGGCCUUGCUUCUGAGCUCCUUCAGUGCAGACAACCUAGCAGCCACAGAUGACGACGGGGAGAUGAACAAUCUGCAGAUCUCUGUCAUCCGAAUCAAGAAGGGGGUGGCUUGGACCAAAGUAAAGGUGCACGCCUUCAUGCAGGCACACUUUAAGCAGCGGGAGGCGGACGAGGUAAAACCUCUAGAUGAACUGUACGAAAAGAAGGCCAAUUGCAUCGCCAACCACACUGGUGUGGACAUCCACCGGAAUGGCGACUUCCAGAAGAAUGGCAACGGUACAACCAGCGGCAUCGGCAGCAGCGUGGAGAAGUACAUCAUCGACGAGGACCAUAUGUCCUUCAUCAACAACCCAAACUUGACCGUCCGGGUGCCCAUUGCUGUGGGCGAGUCUGACUUUGAGAACCUCAACACCGAGGACGUUAGCAGCGAGUCAGACCCUGAAGGCAGCAAAGAUAAACUGGAUGACACCAGCUCCUCUGAGGGAAGCACCAUCGAUAUCAAGCCCGAGGUGGAAGAAGUCCCUGUGGAGCAGCCUGAGGAAUACUUGGAUCCGGACGCCUGCUUCACAGAGGGUUGUGUCCAGCGGUUCAAGUGCUGCCAGGUCAACAUUGAGGAAGGGCUAGGCAAGUCCUGGUGGAUCCUUCGGAAGACCUGCUUCCUCAUUGUAGAGCACAAUUGGUUUGAGACCUUCAUCAUCUUCAUGAUCUUGCUCAGCAGUGGUGCCCUGGCCUUCGAGGACAUCUACAUUGAGCAGAGGAAGACCAUCCGCACCAUCCUGGAGUAUGCAGACAAGGUCUUUACCUACAUCUUCAUCCUGGAGAUGCUACUCAAAUGGACAGCCUAUGGCUUCGUCAAGUUCUUCACCAAUGCCUGGUGCUGGCUGGACUUCCUCAUCGUGGCUGUCUCUUUAGUCAGCCUUAUAGCUAAUGCCCUGGGCUACUCGGAACUAGGUGCCAUAAAGUCCCUUAGGACCCUAAGAGCAUUGAGACCCCUAAGAGCCUUAUCACGAUUUGAAGGGAUGAGGGUGGUGGUGAAUGCCUUGGUGGGCGCCAUCCCCUCCAUCAUGAAUGUGCUGCUGGUGUGUCUCAUCUUCUGGCUGAUUUUCAGCAUCAUGGGAGUCAACCUGUUUGCGGGAAAGUACCACUACUGCUUCAACGAGACCUCAGAAAUCCGCUUUGAAAUUGACAUCGUCAACAAUAAAACGGACUGUGAGAAGCUCAUGGAGGGCAACAACACAGAGAUCAGGUGGAAGAACGUGAAGAUCAACUUUGACAACGUGGGGGCCGGGUACCUGGCCCUCCUUCAGGUGGCAACCUUCAAAGGCUGGAUGGACAUCAUGUACGCAGCUGUAGAUUCCCGAAAGCCGGACGAACAGCCUAAGUACGAGGACAAUAUCUACAUGUACAUCUACUUCGUCAUCUUCAUCAUCUUCGGCUCCUUCUUCACCCUCAACCUGUUCAUUGGUGUCAUCAUCGAUAACUUCAAUCAACAGAAGAAAAAGUUUGGAGGCCAGGACAUCUUCAUGACAGAGGAGCAGAAGAAGUACUACAACGCCAUGAAGAAGCUGGGCUCCAAGAAGCCCCAGAAGCCCAUCCCCCGCCCCUUGAACAAAAUCCAAGGGAUUGUCUUUGAUUUUGUCACUCAACAAGCCUUUGACAUCGUGAUCAUGAUGCUCAUCUGCCUUAACAUGGUGACGAUGAUGGUGGAGACAGACACUCAGAGCAAGCAGAUGGAGAACAUUCUCUACUGGAUCAAUCUGGUCUUCGUCAUCUUCUUCACCUGUGAGUGUGUGCUCAAAAUGUUUGCCUUGAGGCACUACUACUUCACCAUCGGCUGGAACAUCUUUGACUUCGUGGUGGUCAUCCUAUCCAUUGUGGGAAUGUUCCUGGCUGAUAUCAUUGAGAAAUACUUUGUUUCCCCAACCCUGUUCCGAGUCAUCCGAUUGGCCCGCAUUGGGCGCAUCUUGCGUCUGAUCAAAGGUGCCAAAGGGAUUCGUACCCUGCUCUUUGCCUUAAUGAUGUCAUUGCCUGCCCUGUUCAACAUUGGCCUUCUGCUCUUCCUCGUUAUGUUCAUUUUCUCCAUCUUUGGGAUGUCCAAUUUCGCAUAUGUGAAACACGAGGCUGGCAUCGAUGACAUGUUCAACUUCGAGACAUUCGGCAACAGCAUGAUCUGCCUGUUUCAGAUCACAACCUCGGCCGGUUGGGACGGCCUGCUGCUGCCAAUCCUAAACCGCCCCCCUGACUGCAGCCUAGACAAGGAACACCCAGGAAGUGGCUUCAAAGGGGACUGCGGGAACCCCUCAGUGGGCAUCUUCUUCUUUGUCAGCUACAUCAUCAUCUCCUUCCUGAUCGUGGUGAACAUGUACAUUGCCAUCAUCUUGGAGAACUUCAGUGUGGCCACAGAAGAGAGUGCCGAUCCGCUGAGUGAGGAUGACUUUGAGACUUUCUAUGAGAUCUGGGAGAAGUUUGACCCUGAUGCCACCCAGUUCAUCGAGUACUGUAAACUGGCAGACUUUGCAGAUGCCCUGGAGCAUCCUCUCCGAGUGCCCAAGCCCAACACCAUCGAGCUCAUCGCCAUGGACCUGCCCAUGGUAAGCGGGGAUCGCAUCCACUGUUUGGACAUCCUUUUCGCCUUCACCAAGAGAGUCCUGGGAGACAGCGGGGAGCUGGACAUCCUGCGGCAGCAGAUGGAGGAGCGGUUUGUGGCAUCCAAUCCUUCCAAAGUGUCCUAUGAGCCUAUCACAACCACUCUGCGGCGCAAGCAGGAAGAGGUGUCCGCGGUGGUCCUGCAGCGUGCCUACAGGGGACAUUUGGCUAGGCGGGGCUUCAUCUGCAGAAAGAUUACCUCCAGUAAGCUGGAGAACGGAGGCACACACCGGGAGAAAAAGGAAAGCACCCCGUCCACGGCCUCGCUCCCCUCUUAUGACAGUGUAACAAAACCUGACAAGGAGAAGCAGCAGCGGGCAGAGGAAGGAAGAAGGGAAAGAGCCAAGAGGCAAAAAGAGGUCAGAGAGUCCAAGUGUUAGAGGAUAACGGGAAGGGAGCUUACACUGGCCUAACCCAGGCAAGUGACAGCUUGUUUGUGAACUUCCUGAUCUCACGGAUACAGAGCAGCUGUGGAGACCUGUGCCGGAAGACCUAGACCAAACAGUCUGCUUACGUGGGACCCUGCUCCCUGGACUCAAGAUUUUCUAUUGCUUGGACAGGUGGUUACUGCAUGUUCCACACUCAGUCAAUGCAACUUAGGACUACACUAACAGGAUACAAAACAGAGGCGGCUGCCGGGACCAGCAGAUUGCCGGGCAGCCAAAUGGAUUUUAUUUUUUCAUUUGUUAAUUCUCAGAAGCAGAAAGCAUCAUUUUAAAAGUUUGUUCAUGCAAACAAAUUUUGCAUUCUUACAUUAGUUAAGCUAAGCAGCAAAAAGAAACACACACACACACACAUUCAGCCAAUGUCACUAAUUGUCUAUUUCUUUGACAUAAACAGCAUCUUCUCCACAUGGGCGUCACGUGGUUUGGAGAUGGGUGGGGGAAACAAUCAGGGUUUUUCAGGCUGAGGAGGACUUGCUCAGGCCAAUUCCAAACAUUGUGCUCGUUCAAUGCGUAGAAAUGAUUUGCAUGAUGGCAUGCCGUGAUCAGAAGUCAUGCAUGAGAUCCAUACACACCCCUGCAUUGGCUCGGCCUUUGGACAGGACCCAGCCCUGCACCGUUCACUGUAUUUGGGGAAAUGGUAAGAGUUCCAUACCGGCUGCAAGUCUUUCUGAGUUCUUAGAAGUCUUUCAUACCUCUGGGUAGGGAAACAUAACUAACCAAUUGACCACCACCACCAGAACCAAUCCAACCCAACAAGCAGAUGGAUCCGUUGUGUGUACAUGUUUAACAGACAUCUCAACAUACAGCCAUUGUUGCACAUUUUGCAAGGUAAACUAUCUAAUGCUGCUCUGUCCAGAACAUGGGGAGACUCUGGCCCCAAAUGGCUUGUACUAUUAAUGUCACUGUAAAACCAAAUCCUAGGGCUAAAAAAAAAAAAAAAAAAAAAAAAAAAUAGAAAAAGAGUUCAUUUGUAUCUUGCAAUAUUAUAAUGAUUGUUUAGCCUUCAUCCUGGGGAACUGACACUUGGGGAGAGGUAAAAGUGCUAUUCAUAGUAGCAUGUUAUCUCUAGGAGGCCUUUGGGGGAUCAUGGGGUGCUCACGUCAUUCGGUGUCAUGUCUGUCUACAUUAUGGCUUUUCUCAGGCUCAGGUAGAUGUGGGAAGGGGUUCAGGAACUCUAGACCUGCAGAGGGAUUACCACAUGUUCCCAUCUGCUGGUUCUUCCUGCCUCCAUCACAUUCCUUCAGCCAGUGGGACUUCCCUUCUUCCCAGCUGUCCAGGGCUGGGUAAAGGCAGCAGCGUUGCUUGGGGUAUGGCUAUGAGCUCUUCCAUUUUUGAUCUUUAGAAUAAUAGCAGGACCUGAGGUAGAGAUGGAGCCAGCUCUGGGCUGAGCCCACUUAGUCUUGUUACUGCGCUGGCUUUUGUGAGAAAGAGACUCCGUAGUAAUUCUUCCAGGUGUUGCGGCUUCCCUGGCAUUUCCUUUCUGUCCACCUUGCUGUCUGCUUAGUGGCCUGCCCACUGUCAUCGGGAGAUGGCUUCUGAGGAAGCACCACAUCUUCCAUCCCAUCUCCUGCUUUGCGGAAGGCAGCUGUUAGUCCAGGGGCAUCUCACCUGACCACAGGGGUCCAAAGCCAGGAUGCCACACUUGAGCGUCAGAAAGUCUCUCCGAACCAAGUGCACGCCAUCCUUCCUGAGCAUAGGGUAUAAGGAAGUAAGCAGUGCACACUAGACACUCUAGACCAAUCUGCCUCGCAGUAGCAGCACUUUGGAUGUAAUCUCACAGUCCACUCGACUAGUUCCCAUAGAACAAACCACAGGCAGUCAGUGAGCAGAGCUUUCUCUCUUGUUGGACCGGUAGACACUGUCCAGCUGUCCUGAGCGUGCUGAGAGCAGCCUGGCAGUGUAUCCGUGCCGCUGCCGCUAGGGCGAAUCUAGAGAGCCACGUACAGGUGACGUCGUACACAGCACAAAACAGAAGCUGACGUGUGGUUAUUCUUUUUAAGAGAAUUAUAAAUACUGUAAUAUAUAAUUUUAUUUUAUUGGCAUGCCUUUUGUAAAUACAAAUUACUAACUUAUUAAAUAGGAAAUGGCUUCUGGCUUAUGCCAUUGUCAUGUUUAUUUUUAUUUUUAUACUUUCUUUCUUCUUAGAACUAGAUGCUGUCAGCCAAUGUACACCCCAACCAGACAGACAGACAAAAAAUUUUUUAUUGCUAAUGGUCUUUUCCAAAACAACAAAAAUAUAUUUUUGUUCCAAUGUGCAAUAAAUUCUAACCACUUCUAUGCAAGAUUUGGCUAAACUUAAUCAUUGUUCUUAGAUCUUGAGAUGGGCAAUAGCUAUUUGAUCCUGCUAGGAACACCAAGCGCCAUGCUAGUACUGUCGAUAAGCUGCUAGAGCCUAGAUAUGACCGUCCUCCCCUGCUCCUGACCCCUCAGAGAGCUAGCAAGAGCUUCAGGGAAGAAGCCACUCCCACCCACUGAUUAGCCCUCACCUGCUGCCCCCCCUCCCCUUCCCUCCCUGGCUCUCUGUCCAACCCGCUCCACACUUCUGACUUCUGUUCCGUAGGCCACCAUCACCAGCAGUUCUCACCGCAGUCAACAGGCAUUGAACCUAAAGAAUGGCUAUGGCAGUUUUUGGUUGGUCUCUUUUUUGUUUCGUGUCCUCACAGAGUGAGCAAGUGGCAACGCUUUGCCAAAUAUCCAUGAAGCCCAUCAAUCAAAGAGCAGCAGCAGCAGCAGCCAGUACCACUGCACAUAUAUAUAUAGAUAUAUAAAUAUAAUAUAAAUAUUUAUUUUUUUGUAGCCGGGUCCUUGGUGCAGUAUUUAUAUUCCACAAUCUCCUUUAAAAAUAAAAAAGGACAAAAAGCAAAAAGUCAUGUGAUGCUGUUCAUUUAAACGCAGAGCCAAAGCCCGUGAGCAGCAGCCACCAUGACUGCUGGCUGUGUGAAACACUCCCCCUCUUCCUUAACUUCCUGUGGCUUAGGGUGAGGAGACUGGGACUCAGCAGAGGCUGAGAGCAGGGAACCUUCCCGAGUCCACAUGGCCUGCUCUCACCCUCUGGACGCGAGGCCCUUGGGCAUCUGAAGCUGUGGGCAGAGAGAAACAAGCUCUCGAGCAGGGCCCCUGGAGCUACAGUGCCCAGAGGGCUUCUUUCACGUUAUCUCCACAGCCCUUGUCGCCUGUCAGAGACCAAUAGAGUGUUGUUAGUGAAUCCAUGGAGGCCAACGCUGAGCUAAAUGAGACAUGAUUUUAAAAAGUCAAUUACUAUACACCAAAAGGAAACAAUAAAAGUGAUCCUUCUCACCACACAAGGGGAGCCUGUCUCCACGGCUGCUGUUCAACUUGCCCAUUUUUGAGUUCUGGAAGGGUCUAGGAACUGGGGACCCUGGAGCAUUUAGAGAAAGAAGAGCCAGCACCUCCCGAUGCCCUAAGUAGAGACUGCGCAGAAAAGCCAGGUCCUGAUCCCCAGGUCCCUGCUGCCGACUGCAUGUGGCACUCCUUAGGCUGAACCCUCCCUCAGCUGUAUCACCCAGCAGACCCCAGAGAUGACCUCAGUCAACCCAGCUGGACUGGCCUUACUUCUGCCUUGUUCACCGAGAUGAUCUAAGGAAAAACUAGCCCCACCCCCCAAAACUAGCCCCACCCCCAAGCUAGUGCAAGCGCGCUGCCCAGGGGCUCCUACUCCAAGAGCUAGUGCUGGGCCCGCCUCCAUCCGCUCCCGCAAUCAGACCAGCAGACUGGGCUGACCCCUCGGGGACACCCUCUCCAGGCCGUGUCUUCUGGUCUAGGAACACUCAGGAGGAUCUUGAAGUGCCCACUCUAGUCCACUCUAGACGCUGAGUGGAGAGAGAUGGCUGGUAGGUCAAUCCCCAUCUUUGUCCCUCUAUGGAGGGUAAGGACUUGGUGACUUGAGUCCUGGGCAUCUUCUGUAACGAUGCCUCUUUCUUUUCUCAGAUGUUGCCCAAAGUUUUGCAAAAAGCUUCGUUCAUUUUUCAGGUACUCCCCACCCCCUAGAGAAUCAGCUGCCACCAGUCAAUCGGGGAGGGGGGGCUUCGGGAGAAGAGGAAUCUGGGUGUGAGGCCAAAGCUUGCACCAGGCUAGUGCUGCUUGGAUCCGCCUCUCAAGGCUUCCUCCAUUAAAACACUCCUGAGGCGCCCCUGCCCUUGCCCCCACUGCUGUUUGCUGUAUAUAGAGGCUAAGUGGGGCGAAGUGGGCAGGUGUGCACAUGUGGUGUGUGUGUGUGUGUGUGUGUGUGUAUGUGUGUGUGUGCGCGCGCGUGUGCGUGUGAAGAAUGUACAUAGGUAAAGGGGAGCGUGGUCCAGUGGUUCCAGAAGAGGGACAGAACUGUGUUCCAUCCCUAACUUGACCACUGGCUCGCUGUGUGGCCUUGGGCAAGUCACUUAACCUCUCUGUGCCUCAGUUUCCCCAUCUGUAAAAUGGGGGUAAUAAUACUGACCUACCUCACAGGGGUGUUGUGAGGCUUUAACUAGAUGUUUUGUAAAGCGUUCUGAGCUACAGAGACCAAGGCGCCAGGGAAGGGCAAAGCAUAUUUGGACUUGAGGAAGAUGAACUAGUCCCAUAAACGCUGCUAUUCUGAGAGCCAUUUUAAACUGCACUGCUCCACUCCCCCGCUUCUCAUCACCAGGACAGCAGGUCGAGAAAUGUCUUUCCUUGCACUUGCUUCUGGGGUUUGUGAUUCUUCUUUCUUUCCCUUGCUGUAUCUCCCACCGUACCCCCUCAACUCUUUCCUUGUUCUGUUUAUGCGGAAAUGGCAGAAAUGCUUGAGAAAUGAGAAUGUGUAAGUGGAUGGGAAGUUUAUAGUCUGAAUUUUCAAUUUUACUUUGUACUGUACAUCUUUUUACUUUAGAAUUUGCAAUAAAGGGUUACGUCAAUCUUGUUUUCAACUCUC